Messenger RNA from Lactuca virosa, 330 nucleotides. The record is from the annotation of a GenBank genome assembly. NCBI's taxonomy places the organism in Eukaryota, Viridiplantae, Streptophyta, Magnoliopsida, Asterales, Asteraceae.
AUGCUUCACAGACUAGAAGGUGUUCCGGAAUCAAGCUCUAUUCCGAAACAAGGGGGAGAAGGGAUGACAUCAAAGAAAGAAAACCCCAAAACUUCAGUCAAGUACACUGUUAAAAGCGAAACUGAUCUUAAAGGCAAAGAAAAGAUUUUCAGUGAAGAACCAAUUGUUGACAACAGUGAAGAUGAAAAGCCUGAUGAAAAUGAGCUGAAAAGGGGAAAGGACCGUGAAGCUCAGAUGGAUGAGCAUCAAAGAAUAAUCUGCGAGGCUGAAGCAAAAGAGAAAGUUGAACGUGAAGCUCAGGUCACAUUGGAAAGCCGAAAGCUUUUGUAA